UUGCCCGCUUGCCGCUAGGAUCGCAGCAGUCGCACACUGAAAAACCCAAAACACAUUAGGCGCACUAACAACAGUGUUGCCCCUGUUUGGCGUGUUGGUAUCACUUUAGUUGCGAUACUCUUCCAAGAUGGCUGGCGGUCUUGAAGUUGAAAAACCUUCGGUUGAAGAACAAGUGAGAAAACUAAAGUUAUCUGGACAUGUUGGGUUUGAUAGCCUGCCGGAUCAACUAGUCUCAAAGAGUGUGCAAAAUGGCUUUGUGUUCAACAUUAUGUGCAUUGGUGAAACUGGUUUGGGCAAAUCCACAUUAAUGGAUUCUUUAUUCAACACAAACUUUGAAUCCAGUCCCAGUCCACAUUCACUACCAAAUGUAAAACUGAAGGCCCACACCUAUGAGUUGCAGGAGAGCCAUGUUAGGCUUAAGCUCACUAUUGUUGACACAGUUGGUUAUGGAGAUCAAAUCAACAAGGAGGACAGUUUCAAGUCUGUGGUGGACUACAUUGACAACCAGUUUGAGAAUUUCCUGCAGGAGGAACUGAAGAUAAAGAGGGCCCUCACAUCUUACAAUGACAACAGAAUCCAUGUCUGUUUGUACUUCAUCUGCCCCACUGGUCAUGGACUCAAGUCAAUUGACUUGGUCUGCAUGAAGAAACUAGACCAGAAAGUCAACAUAAUACCUAUUAUUGCAAAGGCAGACACAAUCUCAAAGGCUGAGCUUCAAAAAUUCAAGGUGAAAAUUGUUGAAGAACUGAAGAACAACGACGUCAACAUUUACGAGUUUCCCAUUGACGACGAGUCCGUGUCUGAGGUAAAUUCAACGAUGAACACGCAUAUUCCGUUUGCUGUCGUCGGCAGCACGGAUUUCAUGCGUGUCGGGAAUAAAAUGGUUCGCGCGCGACAAUAUCCCUGGGGUACGGUGCAGGUGGAGAACGAAUCUCACUGUGACUUUGUCAAAUUGCGUGAGAUGCUCAUUCGCACCAACAUGGAGGACAUGCGCGAGAAGACUCAUUGCCUGCACUACGAAUUAUACCGCAAAAGGCGCCUGGAACAGAUGGGUUUCAGUGAUGUGGAUGCUGACAAUAAACCAGUCAGCUUCCAGCAAACAUUCGAAGCAAAGCGUACGAAUCACUUGCAAGAACUGCAGCAGAAGGAGGACGAAAUGCGGCAGAUGUUUGUUGUGCGCGUCAAAGAGAAGGAAGCUGAAUUAAAGGAUGCUGAGAAGGAGUUGCAUUUAAAAUUCGAUAAGCUGAAAAAAGAUCACCAGGAUGAAAAGAAGAAAAUCGACGAGCAACGGAAGAAAAUGGAGGACGACAUCAUCGAAUUCAAUCGGCGCAAGUCACAACAUUCGCAAAUGACGAGCAACAGCCACCAUACCCUCACAUUAGGUAAAAAGAAAAAGUAAAGCCCAUGAAUCGCUUUUACACCAUAACAUAUAUAAUACAUGUCUCGCUGAUCAUGAUUAAAUUAACGUUUUGCAUUUUUAUACAAUUUGCCCUUGUGUAUCGGAAGGCAUUGGUAAGUACUUACAUUUUUCCAAGGAGUAGUGUGCGUGUAUUUAUUUAUUUGUCGCCAUUUUUGCAAAAUGCCAAUAAUGCGACACGCUAAAAACGCUAAAUAAAUUACAAUGUUAAAAUUAGAGCUAUUUUAUGUCGUAUAUGCACCGAAUGUAAAAUCUGGAUGAUACGUUUCUGCGUCUUCCCAAGGGCUAAUUAUUUGUAUAACAUCUUUAUAUAAUUUAAUGAGAAAUGUAUAUGCUACCAAAAAAUAUAUUUUAAUUUUUUAAUGAAAAUUAUGAAACGCAAAUUCAAAUUGCAAUAAUGUGUGCACAAUUGAAAUAGAAAUAAAAGAUAUUGCUGCUACAGAAA
This is a messenger RNA of Dalotia coriaria, 1862 nucleotides long. RefSeq names its product septin-2-like. The transcript has 4 exons. Gene Ontology annotation, biological process: intracellular protein localization; cytoskeleton-dependent cytokinesis. Bases 128 to 1399 code for a protein of 423 amino acids. NCBI's taxonomy places the organism in Eukaryota, Metazoa, Arthropoda, Insecta, Coleoptera, Staphylinidae. Gene Ontology annotation, cellular component: microtubule cytoskeleton; septin ring; septin complex. The record is from RefSeq and is a predicted model, not a curated record. Gene Ontology annotation, molecular function: molecular adaptor activity; GTP binding; GTPase activity.